Messenger RNA from Diabrotica virgifera virgifera (western corn rootworm), 814 nucleotides. RefSeq lists its product as uncharacterized. The transcript has 2 exons. Bases 9 to 725 code for a protein of 238 amino acids. The record is from RefSeq and is a predicted model, not a curated record. Lineage: Eukaryota; Metazoa; Arthropoda; Insecta; Coleoptera; Chrysomelidae.
UUGCGUUCAUGUUUAAUAAUAUUAUGUAUGUAUUCAUAAAAAUGCAAUAUUUUUUCAAAUGUGCAGUGUGUCUGGUGUUUGUAGUAUUUCACAUUAUUUAUUGUUGGAAUUGGAAUGAUGUGUAUGACAAUCUUCCAACUAUUCACAUUAAAACUAAAAUAGGAAGCCAAGUGACGAUGGUUUGUGAAGAUGAUCUUGAGCUGGAACUUGUUGAAUGGAUACAUAACGACGACAAAAUUUUUUACCCAGAUGAUUCCGAAAUAAUCAACAUCGAUUGGGUAAAUGGAAGCAAUAUUAACCUGACCAUAAAUAGCGAAGAAGACGGUGGAAAAUGGGAAUGUUGGAAUUAUGGUUUUCUUGUCAACAGAUAUCAAAUUGAAGUAAAACCUACCAUAAACAUAUUUAAAAGCAAUGUCACAGAAGUAACCUUUCCGACUACUAAAGAAGGAUCAUACUCGAAGAACAGUGCUAAGUCCUACGCAAAAACAAACGAGACAAGUAAGAAGUCAUCAUUAAAAUCAUCAUUAGCAUCUUCAGAAAGUGUUAAUAAGUCAUUAAGUGAUUCAAAUUUAACACCUAUUUCUCCAGACCAACACAAUCUUUUUGUUGAAGAAAAAGAUAUUAAAGUAGUACCGGUAGAUAAUACUUUACAUAAAACUGCAUCUAAUAAACUUCCCGAAAACGAAGCCAACCUAUUGGUAGAUGACUUGGUGAAAACUUUAUAAUAUAUUAGUUUAAAAAAUCCAUAUUUUAAAACUUAAAGUAAUGAUGGUUUUUCUUUUGUUAACACUACGGAUACGAUUUUAUUUUUGCU